Messenger RNA from Cucurbitaria berberidis CBS 394.84, 1480 nucleotides. RefSeq lists its product as uncharacterized. Lineage: Eukaryota; Fungi; Ascomycota; Dothideomycetes; Pleosporales; Cucurbitariaceae. The transcript has a single exon. The coding region runs from base 106 to 1317 and encodes 403 amino acids. The record is from RefSeq and is a predicted model, not a curated record.
CCUCACCCGCGACACAACACUUACACUGCAUUCGAUACGUCACUGCGAAGCGAUUCAAAGCAUAUAUCACCCCGCAGUCCUUAAAGCGCAAAUGAAGACCACACGAUGCCAACACACACGCCCUCCCCGCACCGCUUCUUAGCGCCCAAUCCGCUUGGUAGCCAAACCUCCAAGCCGAAACCACCGUCCAACCUACGCAAUGUGCUAGCUAGUCAAACACCCAAGCCCACUGUAGCGACGCGUCAAAAGCCAGAACUCCAAUUCAAAAAGUUGACGCCUGCGAAACGCUUCGUCAUUACCCCCGCGCGACCUACACCUAGGGCAGAGAACCUCAGCACGGGCAAGGAGGGUGGCAAUACGGCAUGGAAAGACACGCGCACGGAGCUCACACCACGUUCGAAGCCGCGUAGGAAAUUCGAACGCGUGGAGAGUAUCCAGGAGUCGAGUCAGUCAAGUGCAACGGCUACGCAGGCUGAUGGUGAUCGAGAGUGUGUUGUGCAACCUGUCGAGGAUCAUGGAAUGGAUUCCAGUGACGAUGCGAAAUUUGAGGAGGAGAUGCUCUUUGAGUCGGUAGGGCGCAAGAAACGACGCCUUACAUCGCCGCCGAGCUCACCCUCGCGCAGCCAAGUAUCGGAGCCGCACACGCCGCUCCCAGCACGCAAUCCAACAACGCAUCGCUUCAAGGCUCCGGUAACACACACGCCAGCUGACUUACGUACCUCUCAUACCGAUAUUUACGCUUCCACACCUUCUGGUCCAUCCAUAACUUCUGCGCCGCAUAAACCCCAAUUUCUCCUCCCGGCUCUCCCCACCUCCCCAUUGAAACCUAGCAAACCUCUGCCGGAGAUCUUCUCCCCUUCGCGCAAGAAUGGCAAAUAUGUCCCCAAUGGUCUCGCCUCUACCGUCACAGGAUGGGUUAUCGAGACUGCGAAUACUGGGUUUGCGGCUCAAGAUAGAAGUACAGGCAUCACUUGGGGAAGGGAUCGGGAAGACGGCGUGAGGUUGAAGGUGCGAAUAAAGCAUGUCUCCACUGGCAUUGUGGAAACAGAGAAAAGGCUAGAGGCUGAGUGUUUCGCCGGCGGUGUGAUAUUUGUCAGAGGAGACACGGAACCUGGUUCAUACAACACUUCUCGCGCCCCGAGCCCUAUCGGUGAUGAUGGGGUUUUGAAAGUUUUGCUGGCCGGGAAUGGUGGUGCCAGAGGUGCUGGUGGUGUUAGGAUCAAAGUUGGAGGUAUAGUGGGGAUCAGGGCGCCCACGUGGGAAGUUGAUGUAAGUGGAGAGAAGUGGCUUGUUGGCGUGGAUUGGGUGGUGCUGUGAGGUUUUGAGAUAAUCUAACGAUUGAUGAGCAUGGAAAUGACAAGCUAUGAGUAUUGCGCACACAUUGCAGUAAACCGAUCAUAAUAUGAUAUCAAAUAGAGGUUAUCAUUCUCACUACAUUUAUAGCACCUGCCUAGCUAUACGUAAUCAUCGUAGCUUCAAC